This is a messenger RNA of Bombina bombina (fire-bellied toad), 1500 nucleotides long. Its product is annotated as cytochrome P450 2K1-like. The record is from RefSeq and is a predicted model, not a curated record. Gene Ontology annotation, biological process: xenobiotic metabolic process. Gene Ontology annotation, molecular function: heme binding; oxidoreductase activity, acting on paired donors, with incorporation or reduction of molecular oxygen, reduced flavin or flavoprotein as one donor, and incorporation of one atom of oxygen; iron ion binding. The coding region runs from base 1 to 1500 and encodes 499 amino acids. The transcript is spliced from 9 exons. Gene Ontology annotation, cellular component: intracellular membrane-bounded organelle; cytoplasm. NCBI's taxonomy places the organism in Eukaryota, Metazoa, Chordata, Amphibia, Anura, Bombinatoridae.
AUGAACUUAGUCACCAACUUUGUGAGUGCAGACCUACUGGUAUAUUUUACAACAUGCGUUGUAUUUGUGUUCUAUCUGUUGAAUGGAUCAAAAAAAUCAGUAGUGAAGAUGCCUCCUGGACCCAGACCUCUUCCCCUUAUUGGUAACCUGAAUGUUGUGGAUCUGAAAAAGCCUUUCCAGUCUCUAAUGGAGUUGGCAGAAAAAUAUGGAGAUGUAUUUACUGUACAUUUUGGACCUAAGAAAAUGGUGGUGCUUGCUGGAUAUAAGACUGUAAAGGAUGCUCUUGUCACCCAAGCUGAUGACUUUGGAGAAAGGGCAGAUAUGCCAAUAUUUGCCAAAAUAACCAAAGGGAAUGGUAUUGUGUUCAGUCAUGGAGAUUCAUGGAGAAUAAUGAGAAGGUUCACACUCUCAACCCUACGAGAUUUUGGAAUGGGAAAGAAGACAGUUGAAAGCAGAAUCCAAGAUGAAUUAAAACCUCUUCUCAAAAAUUUCAAAUCACACAAUGGUAAACCAUUUGACCCCAAAAUCAUACUGAACAGCGCUGUGUCAAACGUAAUCUGCUCCAUCAUUUUUGGAAAAAGGUUUGAAUAUGAUGACCCAACAUUUCUCACUUUGAUCCAAGUAAUGAGUGAAAAUGCCAAACUGCUGGGCACCCCUAAGCUACUGCUGUAUAAUUUUUACCCAGUACUUGGAUCUAUUUUUGGAGCAGAUAAAAGGGUUAUCAGGAAUGUGGAUCUUCUGAAGAGUUUGCUGAUGAAAUAUAUCGAAGAGCACAGAGAGGAAUUUAAUGCAAAUAAUAUAACUGGGUAUAUUGAUGCUUUCCUUUUGAAGCAAGAGCAGGAAUUAUCAAACUCAGACACCUACUUUCAUGAUGAAAACUUGUUAUAUUCAGUUCUGGACCUUUUUGCAGCCGGAACUGAGACAUCAUCUACAACCCUACGAUGGGGAUUAUUACUAAUGAUGAAAUAUCCAGAUAUUCAAAAAAGAAUUCAAGAAGAAAUAAGGGCAUGUAUUAAACCUGGACAAUUGCCCACAGCAGAGGAUCGCAGGAGAAUGCCAUAUACUGACGCAGUAAUACAUGAAAUACAGAGAUUUGCUAAUAUUGUGCCACUGAACGUCUCUCACAUGACUGUGAAGGAUGUGUACUUCCGAGGGUUUUGUAUUCCAAAGGGCACUGAAGUCAUUCCAAUGCUCACUUCAGUUCUUUAUGACAAAACCCAGUGGGAAACACCAGAUAGAUUUAAUCCACAUCAUUUCCUGGAUGCUAAUGGGAAGUUUGCUAAACGGGAUGCAUUCAUGCCUUUCUCUACAGGAAGAAGAGCUUGUGUUGGAGAGAGUUUGGCCAAGAUGGAGCUCUUUUUAUUUUUCACUGGACUGCUUCAGAAGUUUACCUUCCGUCCACCAACAGGAAUUACAGAAGAUGACCUCAGCUUGAAAUCCGACAUUGGCUUCAUCUUAAAUCCUUUACCAUAUACGCUCUGUGCUAUUCCAAACUACUAG